Molecule: messenger RNA, 1462 nt
Organism: Lucilia sericata (common green bottle fly)
Lineage: Eukaryota; Metazoa; Arthropoda; Insecta; Diptera; Calliphoridae
Gene: stck
Product: LIM and senescent cell antigen-like-containing domain protein 1
Exons: 8
Coding region: 263-1270 (335 amino acids)
Biological process (GO): cell-cell junction organization; cell-cell adhesion; positive regulation of substrate adhesion-dependent cell spreading
Cellular component (GO): cell-cell junction; focal adhesion; cytoplasm
Source: RefSeq, a predicted model, not a curated record
AGAAGUUUUUUUGACAAUACCUAUGUAAUAAAAAAACCAAUCGAAUUCCACAGAAAUUGGCGCCUUUUCAGUAGAAGUUUUUUUGGCGAAAGUGAAGUAGUGUAUAUUUUGGUUUGUGCUGUAAAAUUUGUGAAAAAAGUGAAAAUUCGGAAACAAAUUUAAUUUUCCGCGUUUAAUUUAUAAAAAUGGUAUACAAAAUGUCAGUAAUCCAUGUCUAAAACAAUCUUAAGUCAUGUGAAUAAAUUGAUUACAGGCAGCUAACAUGUCGUUGGACAAUUUACAUUGUACCCGAUGUGCCGAUGGUUUUCAGCCAAAUGAAAAAAUAGUCAAUUCAAAUGGUGAAUUGUGGCAUACGCAAUGUUUUGUUUGUGCCCAAUGUUUCCGCUCUUUUCCCGAUGGCAUUUUCUAUGAAUUCGAGGGUCGUAAAUAUUGUGAACAUGAUUUUCAUGUCUUAUUUGCACCCUGCUGCAAUAAAUGUGGUGAAUUUGUUAUUGGACGCGUUAUCAAAGCCAUGUCGGCCAGUUGGCAUCCACAGUGUUUCCGUUGUCAGUUGUGUGCCAAAGAAUUGGCUGAUAGCGGUUUUAUACGUAAUCAAAAUCGUGCCUUAUGUCAUGAGUGUAAUGCCAAGGUUAAGGCUGAAAUAACUGGUCGUUAUGUGUGCCAAAAAUGCCACGGUCUUAUUGAUGAGGAACCUUUGCGUUUCCGUGGUGAAGUUUAUCAUGGUUAUCAUUUCAAUUGUACUGCUUGCGGCCAAGAAUUAGAUUCAACCGCAAGAGAGGUUAAAAGUCGUCCAGGUUUGGCAGCUAAUGAUAUGAAUGAAUUAUAUUGCCUGCGUUGUCAUGAUAAAAUGGGUAUACCAAUUUGUGGCGCCUGUCGUCGUCCCAUAGAAGAACGUGUUGUCACUGCCCUGGGCAAACACUGGCAUGUAGAGCAUUUUGUAUGUGCCAAAUGUGAAAAACCAUUCUUGGGACAUCGUCAUUAUGAGAAACGUGGCCUGGCAUAUUGUGAAACUCAUUAUCAUCAAUUGUUUGGCAAUUUAUGUUUUGUAUGCAAUCAAGUUAUAGCCGGAGAUGUUUUCACGGCCCUUAAUAAAGCCUGGUGUGUACAUCAUUUUGCCUGUUCUGUGUGCGAUACAAAAAUGACUCAGAAAUCGAAAUUCUAUGAAUAUGAUGAGAAGCCAGUUUGUAAGAAAUGUUAUGAACGUUUCCCCACUGAGCUUAGAAAGCGUUUAAGAACAGCUCAUGAAAUGACUAUGAAUAAGAAAAUGUAAAUUUAACAAAUCUGUUAAAAAACAAAACAAAAUACGAUUUUAUAAAACAAAAACAAAACAAAACAAAAUACAAUACCUACAAAAUAGUGCCUUGAAAAAUAACAAUAUUAAACAAUAAUGAAACCUUAAAUAGUACACUGCAACCGAAUAAUAAUUCUAAUAAAUAAAAGAAACAAAUUGUUUUAAACUAAA